CGAGGACGUCCAGGAGGAGACGCAGCUGGAUCUCUCCGGGGAUUCGGUCAAGAGCAUCGCCAAGCUAUGGGAUAGCAAGAUGUUUGCUGAGAUCAUGAUGAAGAUUGAGGAGUACAUCAGCAAACAAGCCAAAGCCUCGGAAGUGAUGGGACCAGUGGAGGCAGCCCCCGAGUACCGAGUCAUUGUGGAUGCCAACAACCUGACCGUGGAGAUAGAAAACGAGCUGAACAUUAUCCAUAAGUUCAUCCGGGAUAAGUACUCGAAGAGAUUCCCGGAGCUAGAAUCCUUGGUUCCCAACGCUCUGGAUUACAUCCGCACAGUCAAGGAGCUGGGCAACAGCCUGGACAAGUGCAAGAACAAUGAGAACCUCCAGCAAAUCCUGACCAAUGCUACCAUCAUGGUCGUCAGUGUCACCGCAUCCACCACCCAGGGGCAGCAGCUGUCGGAUGAGGAGCUGGAGCGCCUGGAGGAGGCCUGUGACAUGGCCCUGGAGCUGAAUGCUUCCAAGCACCGCAUCUACGAGUACGUGGAGUCCCGGAUGUCGUUCAUCGCACCCAACCUGUCCAUCAUCAUUGGGGCAUCCACAGCUGCCAAGAUCAUGGGUGUGGCCGGAGGCCUGACCAAUCUCUCCAAGAUGCCUGCCUGCAACAUCAUGCUGCUGGGAGCCCAGCGCAAGACGCUGUCGGGCUUCUCCUCUACCUCAGUGCUGCCGCACACCGGCUACAUCUACCACAGUGACAUCGUGCAGUCCCUGCCCCCAGAUCUCCGGCGGAAGGCAGCCCGGCUGGUGGCUGCCAAGUGCACUCUGGCAGGCCGUGUAGACAGGUUCCAUGAGAGCACGGAGGGCAAGGUGGGGUACGAACUAAAGGAUGAGAUUGAGCGCAAGUUUGACAAGUGGCAGGAGCCACCACCUGUGAAGCAGGUGAAGCCCCUGCCUGCUCCCCUUGAUGGGCAGCGGAAGAAGCGAGGGGGCCGCAGGUACCGCAAGAUGAAGGAGCGGCUGGGGCUGACAGAGAUCCGGAAGCAGGCCAACCGCAUGAGCUUUGGAGAGAUUGAGGAAGAUGCCUAUCAAGAAGAUUUGGGCUUUAGCCUGGGCCACUUGGGCAAGUCAGGCAGUGGGCGUGUGCGGCAGACACAGGUGAAUGAGGCCACCAAGGCCAGGAUCUCCAAAACACUGCAGCGGACCUUACAGAAACAGAGUGUGGUGUACGGCGGGAAGUCUACCAUCCGAGACCGCUCCUCAGGGACUGCCUCCAGUGUGGCCUUCACUCCACUCCAGGGUCUGGAGAUUGUGAACCCACAAGCAGCUGAGAAGAAGGUGGCAGAGGCCAACCAGAAGUAUUUCUCUAGCAUGGCUGAGUUCCUCAAGGUCAAGGGUGAGAAAAGCGGCACUAUGUCCACCUGAAGGGGCCAGGCCCCGGGUGGCCACCCACUGGAAGGACAUGGACAACUGGAGCUUUGAAGUGACCGACCUCCGGCAAGGAAGUUGUGGUGGAGGCAGCCUGCCCUGCUCUGUCCUUGGCCCAAGGCCAGAGCAUCCAAGAAACGGGGUGUCCCCA
Molecule: messenger RNA, 1559 nt
Organism: Cricetulus griseus (Chinese hamster)
Lineage: Eukaryota; Metazoa; Chordata; Mammalia; Rodentia; Cricetidae
Source: RefSeq, a predicted model, not a curated record